Dendrobium catenatum is the source of this 929-nucleotide messenger RNA. Its product is annotated as SNF1-related protein kinase regulatory subunit beta-3. The transcript has 3 exons. Bases 248 to 592 code for a protein of 114 amino acids. Gene Ontology annotation, molecular function: protein binding. The record is from RefSeq and is a predicted model, not a curated record. NCBI's taxonomy places the organism in Eukaryota, Viridiplantae, Streptophyta, Magnoliopsida, Asparagales, Orchidaceae.
GAACCCGUGAACAUUUUUUGGAGAGCUUUCCAGAUUCACAUCUCGCACGAUCGUGUUAGGGUUGCGGAGAUUUCACUCCUUGUCUUCAUCUUCCUUGAGAUUGCCGCCUGGUUUUCAAUCUCUCUUGGUGUUUCUUACCGGCGCGGUCGGCUUCAUUCAGAGAUACGCUUAUUAUCUGCCUCCGUUUACCCGUCACCGAGAUUGAGGCUUUUGCCUUCUCCAUGCCUCAUUGAUUGCUUUUCUUAUAAUGAUGGAUGGUUUAAAUACACAAGAUCAAGAUGGUGGGACUUGUGUAAUGGGAUUUGAAGUCCCAAGAUCUCCAGAGUCUAGUUACAACAACCCCAUCCCAGGAAAUGAAGACGAAGCCCGAGAUCCGCCGCUUGCUCCUCCUCACCUGCAGCACACAUUACUGGGCUACCCAGCAAGCCAGGAAGGUUCCGGCAGCCUCCCGUCGCCGCAAAAUGUGGCCUUAAACCACUUAUACAUAGAGAACAGGGAGAGUCCGAGAUCAGUGGUGGCUUUGGGGAUCACACACCGCAUUCGCACAAAGUUUGUCACUGUCGUUCUCUAUAAACCAGUUCAGAGACGAUGAACUUCAACUCCUAUUGAUGAGCAGUGAGUCUACCCAUUCUUUUGCUCUUUUUCCUUGAAAGAAAAAUGGCUUCUCAUGGCUUGUUGCACUACCUUUCAUCCUUGGAUGCCAUUUGAUACAGGCCUGAAUCUCAUUUAGCGUAAUUGCCUGUAUAAUGAUUUUCCAGGUUUAGCAUUGGAAGGUUGAAGUGCAUUACACCAUUAUUGAGUUUGGCUUUUUGUACGAAUUUUAUGUCUAUGGUAUGCUAUGAAACUUGCUGGCUGCCUUACUGGGCUACAUCGGCGUUUGUUCUUCUACUCAUUCUUAACUGUUAAUGCCCUAUAUCUUGCUUUUUACC